UCGCCCUGCGGCGGCGGAGGGGAGCGCCCAUGGCGCGGGGCCGCCGGGCGCGCCGGGCCCCGCUGCUGCGCCCCCGGCUGCACGGGCUGCGGCAGAUGUGCUCGCGGCGGGCGGCGCUGCAGCGGCGGGCGCUCUGGGUGCUGGCCUUCUGCACCUCGCUGGGCUUGCUGCUCUCCUGGUCCUCCAGCCGGCUGCUGCACUGGCUCGCCUUCCCCUCGCACACCCAGGUGCGCACCGAGUGGAGCCGCCAGCUGCCCUUCCCCGCCGUCACCCUCUGCAACAACAAUCCGCUGCGCUUCCCCCGCCUCUCCAAGGGGGACCUCUACUACGCCGGCCACUGGCUGGGGCUGCUGCUGCCCAACCGCACCGCCCGCCCGCUGCUCACCGAGCUGCUCCGCGGCGACCAGGCGCGCCUGCAGUGGUUCGCCAAGCUCGCCGACUUCCGCCUCUUCCUGCCGCCCCGCCACUACGAGGGCAUCAGCGCCGACUUCAUGGACCGCCUGGGCCACCAGCUGGAGGACAUGCUGCUCUCCUGCAAGUACCGCGGCGAACUCUGCGGGCCCCAGAACUUCUCCGCGGUGUUUACAAAAUAUGGGAAAUGUUACAUGUUUAACUCAGGAGAAGAAGGGCGGCCCCUGCUUACCACAGUCAAAGGUGGGACGGGCAAUGGAUUGGAGAUCAUGCUGGACAUACAGCAGGACGAAUAUUUACCAAUAUGGGGAGAAACAGAGGAAACUACAUUUGAAGCUGGAGUCAAAGUUCAGAUCCACAGCCAGUCGGAGCCGCCCUUCGUCCAAGAACUUGGCUUCGGAGUGGCCCCUGGAUUUCAGACCUUUGUCGCCACACAGGAGCAACGGCUGACCUACCUGCCCCCUCCGUGGGGCGAGUGUCGCUCGUCGGAUGUGGGGUUAGACUUUUUCCCUGUUUACAGUAUCACGGCUUGCAGGAUUGACUGUGAAACCCGCUACAUUGUGGAAAACUGCAACUGCAAAAUGGUCCACAUGCCAGGGGACGCUCCGUUCUGUACUCCGGAGCAGUAUAAGGAGUGUGCAGAGCCUGCGCUGGGUUUGCUUGCUGAAAAGGACAGCAAUUACUGUACCUGCAGGAUGCCGUGUAACCUGACCAGGUACAACAAAGAGCUCUCCAUGGUGAAGAUCCCCAGCAAAACUUCAGCCAAGUACCUGGAGAAGAAGUUUAACAAGUCUGAAAAAUACAUCUCAGAGAAUAUUCUCGUGCUGGAUAUAUUUUUUGAAGCACUCAACUAUGAGACAAUUGAGCAGAAGAAAGCAUACGAAGUGGCAGCUUUACUUGGUGACAUUGGCGGUCAGAUGGGAUUGUUUAUUGGUGCUAGUAUCCUUACAGUACUAGAGCUCUUUGAUUAUAUUUACGAGCUGAUCAAGGAAAGAUUGUUAGACCUGCUUGGCAAGGAGGAGGAGGAGGGGAGCCAUGACGAAAACGUGAGCACUUGCGACCCCAUGCCAAAUCAUUCCGAAACCAUCAGCCACACUGUGAACGUGCCCCUGCAGACGACCCUGGGAACGCUGGAGGAAAUUGCCUGCUGACACCUCCCCGCCAGCGCCGGAGUGCCAAGACCGACCGAAAGGAGACUGCACAGGAAAGCAGGGACCAAGCUCAGGUUUGCACCGGGGGAAAAGGAAGAAAAUCGCUAUGCAUUAAAAAAAAAUAAUAUAUAUCUAUAUAUAACUGUAUAUAUAUUAUACAUCUCUGCCAAAACCAAGCGAGCGGCGCCUUGGACUUGACUUGCGUCGUCCUUUCCUGUGGGGGGGCUCGUCUUCGGGAUCUGAAGACACACUCGUUUUUGAACUGUACAGACCAACACAGAAACUAACAAAGCCACCAUUUCAUAUACUGCCGACUGUAUAAAGCACUUGCAUGCCGAUACUUUUUAUGGCAAUAUAUUCCUAGCUGUCUUUCUAAGCUCUGUUCCUCUGUACAGGCUCUGAUUUCACUACCAAGAAGGAAUUUUGCGGGCCCAUCCGUCCCCGAAAUCGCCGUUAAUUAGGCUGUAUUAGAAUAAAGAAACAAACAAACGUGCAGCUCUUGGACUCUCCUUACCUCCUUGUUCUUCGUGUCAGUUUGCUAGGCCAGGUCCCCCAAAGGCUAAGCCGUGCUGCAGCCGGGCCUGGCGGAGAUACCGUCACCUACAGGGGAGCGGCCCAGGGACCGCAGUCUGACUCCCUGACCUGGAUGGCUCUUGGAUGACCACACCCGUGGCUACUGUGUCGUGCUCCUGGGUCUGUAACGCAGCUUGUACAGUCUGGUUUGGGGGGGUGCGGGCAGGAGCGGGCGUGGGGAUUAUUUUUCAUUCCUUUCCGUUGUGCGUUUUCCUCGUUCUCCUGACUGAUAUUAAAGCUGGUCUUGUGGAAACGGCCAGACUGUGUCAUUCCUGCUUUGCCUCCUGACUCGCUCACCACCGCUCCGGCCUCAGGGCGGACAGAGCAGACGGGAUGCCCCCUCAAUUGGCUGUUUUAGUGGGAGGGUCCCCUGCAUUUGGCCCUGCUGCUCUUCCCUGGUGGGUAGCGAAAGGGGGCAGCUGGACUCAUCCUCCACUGCCUACCCAUCGGCUGAUAACAGGCGGCCAAUCCAGCCUCUUCGUGCUCCAUCAAACAGGGGGGCAGGGCCUUGUGCUUCUCCAGUUUGUGGGCACAUUGGGGAUUAGCCAGCACCCUACACCCUGUCCCCUUCCUGUGUCAUCUCCAGGGUGGGCUUUGUUCUUCCCCAAAGCUGGGAGCAGAGCACCCCCUUCGUUCGGCCCCCGCAGCUGCUCCCCCACCCUGGUGCAUCAGGCAACAUCACUAGGACAUCAAGAGCCCAACCCAGUGGAUUGGGACCAGAGCUCUCCUGGGGCUGUUGGUGUUGUUCCCAACCCGCGAAGCCACACACACGUUCCCACACAAGCCCCGUGGCUUCCCUCCCAACAAGCCCCAGCCCCGCUAUGAGAUUGCCCGGCCCUGCCCUAGCACAGAGUCUAGUCUGUCAGUGCCACUGCACGAAAGCCACUUGGAGUCUCCAUGUCACCCUCCCAACACCCCGCUGCUAGUCAGCUGCUCUGAAGCGUCUCUCGGAUUCAGACUCCCAGAAGCCCUUGCCUGGCUAUGAUUCUCUUUGCAGAGGAGCUGGAAGCUGAUCCCCACUGUGGUCUCCCGUGUCCCCCUCGUGUAUCAUAGAAACAGAAUCUCAGGGUUGGAAGGGACCUCAGGAGGUAUCUAGUCCAACCCCCUGCUCAAAGCAGGACCAAUCCCCAGCUAAAUCAGGCUGUAACCUUCCAGAACACAGCCCAAACCUCCAGACAGCCACGGCGGCUCCUCCCAACACUGCCUUGCAAUAGACUUGAGAUGCCGGCAGUAAAUAAUGCACUUGACUGGACCUCCAGCUCCCCUCAAAGCCCCAGCAGGGUCCUUUUUUGGGCAGCCAAAUGCCGUGAGUAGAACAAAUGAGACGUAUGUCCGCGCACAGCAGUAUGACGGGCCAGCUCCUCGACUGGUGGGGAUCAGCACACCUCAGUUGGCUUCUACGAGUUUAUAGCAACUUACACCGGUUGGGGAUCUGACCCUACCGGCUUCCCUGGGUCUCAGUCAGGGCCACCCCUUGGACCGCACCGGCAUUGGGGGUAUUUAGUGGGUAUUUAACUAGUUCUACUCAACUCCAAAGAGUUUUACCAUUUCCUAGAAAGUGCGAAAUUCCAUCCCUCUCCCCCACCCCCGCUGCACUUAGAUCGGGGAGCAGCGUAAAUUCUGGCCUCACUGCAUUUCCGGUGCAUAUGGAUUAUGGGGGUGCAGCCUAAAGUUUUCGCUAACAAUCCCCACCAGCCGAGAAGGUGCCUCCCAGAACACCCAGCAGCCGGAGCUGUUCUCUCUGGAAAGGCCUGUGUUGUCUGUUUCACAGUCCCCUGUUUCUGCGAGCCCUACGCCCACCUCUGUCUGGCCAGCUCUUGUUUUGUACGUGAAUGACGCGGCCGCCAGUCAGUCUUGUUUGUUAGUGCCCAUGCGUUCGAAGGGAACCGUGUACCUUGUCAAAAUGAUACCGUGUGCUACAGCUUUACACCAAUAAAGAGAAACAAACGUGAGUUUCACAGA
Malaclemys terrapin pileata is the source of this 4097-nucleotide messenger RNA. Its product is annotated as acid-sensing ion channel 2-like. The transcript is spliced from 10 exons. The record is from RefSeq and is a predicted model, not a curated record. Gene Ontology annotation, biological process: sodium ion transmembrane transport. Gene Ontology annotation, cellular component: membrane. The coding region runs from base 30 to 1562 and encodes 510 amino acids. NCBI's taxonomy places the organism in Eukaryota, Metazoa, Chordata, Testudines, Emydidae. Gene Ontology annotation, molecular function: ligand-gated sodium channel activity.